GUUCAUCCUGUCUAGUAUCUGAGGGCAGACGGUUCACUUCAACGUUGCCCUCACUUGGCUAUCGCUAUCGAUAGCUAUCGCUUUAGCAAGUCACAAAAAUGGCGAACGUGGUGUUGGAGUUUAAGGCUUUUGCCGAUGACUCCGAGGUACAGAGUCGUUCUGUCCUGAUUAUCGGGCAGCAGGCCAACCUGCAGCAAGUCAGCUGGAGCCAACUCAAAGGAAAACUGCAGCCACUCGUUAGCAAAGAGAUUUGGCAGGCGGCUCUCAGUGCUUUGAACCCAAACCCCACGGACAGUUGCCCUCUGCACCUCAACCAUGCUGCAGUGGCUGCCCUUCCUUCACGGGUCAGCAGGCACAACAGCCCGUCAUCUGCCCACUUUGUGUCCCGUCUGGUCCGCUCCUGCCUGCCUGGAGGGAACAACCGCUGCAUUCUGAUGGUGUGUGAACGUUCAGAUGUGUUUGCGUCCUCCUGUGCCAUUGCCAGGGCCUUCCCCAAUUUCUCUCGCCGCUCCACAUCCUCACGCAGGACUGAGAAAAAGCAUGUCACUGUAGAGUUUGUGAUCAUUGGGCAAGACAGCAGCCCUCUGGAUGCUGCAGAACUUGAGUGUCUUUCCAACGCUGCUGAUGGGGUCCGGCUGGCAGCUCGCAUUGUGGACACACCAUGUAAUGAGAUGAAUACAGAUCACUUCUUAGAUGAAAUCAAGGCUGUGGGAACUGAACUUGGAAUUACUCCGGUGAUCAUUCGUGGAGAAGAACUGAAACAAAGAGGGUUCGGAGGUAUCUACGGAGUUGGAAAGGCAGCAGAACAUCCUCCUGCAUUAGCAGUCUUGAGCCACACGCCCGAUGGUGCAACCCAAACCAUUGCAUGGGUGGGCAAGGGCAUUGUGUACGAUACUGGAGGACUCAGCAUCAAGGGAAAGACCACAAUGCCAGGGAUGAAGAGAGACUGUGGUGGAGCUGCUGCCAUUUUGGGGGCUUUUAGAGCUACUGUUAAACAGGGCUUUAAGGAUAACCUCCAUGCAGUGUUUUGCCUCGCAGAGAAUGCAAUUGGACCUGCAGCCACACGACCUGAUGAUAUUCACACACUCUACUCUGGAAAGACGGUAGAGAUCAACAACACUGAUGCAGAGGGCAGGCUGGUGCUGGCUGAUGGUGUGGCGUAUGCCAGCAAAGACCUGGCAGCUGAUAUCAUCUUGGAUAUGGCCACUCUGACAGGGGCGCAGGGUAUCUCCACAGGGAAGUACCAUGCAGCUGUGAUAACGAACAGCGAGCAGUGGGAGGUUGCGUGUGUGCGUGCUGGCCGCAGCAGUGGAGAUCUCACUCACCCUCUGGUUUACUGCCCCGAGCUGCACUUCAGUGAGUUCACCUCCGCCAUGGCUGACAUGAAGAACUCUGUGGCAGAUCGGGAGAAUGCCCAGAGCUCCUGCGCCGGCCUCUUUAUUGCUUCCCACUUGGGCUUUGAUUGGCCUGGUGUCUGGGUCCAUGUUGAUAUCGCCUCUCCUGUCCACGCUGGGGAGCGCGCCACAGGGUUUGGUGUUGCUUUGCUAAUGGCCCUGUUUGGCCAGGCAUCAGAUGACUCCAUGCUGAAACAAGUGUCUCCUCUGGGCGCAGCCACCAACAUGUCUGAAGUCCAGAUGGAGCGUGACUGCAAAAGACGAAGACUGGUGUAGAAGACAGAGAAUAGUUUACUCCCGUCUGCUGCUGCACACCUAAACAGUUGAAACAAGUGCUAAAACAUUUUAAACUGUGAUUCAACUUUCUGUGUUUGAUUAAAUUUGACCUCAAAUAAAACAGAUAAUCAUCAGUAAAUCAGGUGGGUUAUAUAUGAUUAUGAUAAAAUACAGGCCCUCACUUGUCAUGACUUGGCACUUCUUGUGCUGGAAAUCUCUGUAGCUUCUCCAUUGUUCAGUUGCUUUUUAUGAAAGUCUGUUGACUAAUAUAACCCCUGAAAAUGCAGGCGGUUUAUUUUAUGAUUCAGGUUUUAAUAACUGGCCACUUUAUAUUCUUUUAGCUAUAAUUCUUUGAUAUUUUACAGGGAAAGGUUUUGUUUUUGAACAUUCAUCAGCAGAUUAUUGUAUGUUCAUACCGUAUGCAAAUCAAAGACUAUACCAUACUUUUUUCUUUUUUGUAUUUUGAUGUGAAAAAUACUGGCUCGAGAUCAGUAAAGCUAGAUACCUUUGGUAAUCACUGCACUUUGUAUUCAUCUUCUGAAUAGUUAGUGUGUGAUCUUUGGACCAAACUGAGGACUGAGCGCUUACUGCAGUUUUUAAGUUUUACAGUGACAUUAGAUUAGUAAUGACCAGCAUUACCACAGAUGCGUUGUCAGCACACACACACACACACACAAAAAAAACAGAUGUUAACUACAAGUAUAUUAGAAAUUUCAUCUGAAGCAUGUUUUUCCAUCCUUGUGACAAUCAUCUUGUCCUUGAAUAAAGGCAUUGCCAUCGGA
Messenger RNA from Monopterus albus (swamp eel), 2452 nucleotides. It is a transcript of the gene npepl1, whose product is annotated as aminopeptidase like 1. NCBI's taxonomy places the organism in Eukaryota, Metazoa, Chordata, Actinopteri, Synbranchiformes, Synbranchidae. Gene Ontology annotation, cellular component: cytoplasm. Gene Ontology annotation, biological process: proteolysis. Gene Ontology annotation, molecular function: metalloaminopeptidase activity; manganese ion binding. The coding region runs from base 99 to 1670 and encodes 523 amino acids. The record is from RefSeq and is a predicted model, not a curated record. The transcript is spliced from 12 exons.